AUGGUGGCCAAACUGUUUUCCAAUGGGCUGCUGCUCAUGCAGCUAUUUUCUGCCCCAGUCUUGGGGAAACCGAGCCUGAAGCCGAUUUACAAGGAUGCCCAUGAGCCUGUGGAAAAAAGAGUGAAUGAUUUGUUGAGUCGGAUGACCAUUGAGGAUAAGAUGUCGCAAUUGAUCCAGGGCGACGUUACGAAUUGGAUGGAUCAAAACACGGGCGAAUUCAACUACACGGGUCUGGUCGCCAAUAUGGAGAUGAAGACGGGGAUGUUCUAUGUUGGGUAUCCAGUUGCUUGGGAUUGGAUUGCCGAUAAUAUCAAGAGGGCUCAGGACUAUCUUAUUCACAAUACUACUUUGGGAAUUCCGGCACUCGUUCAGACUGAGGGGAUUCAUGGCUUCUUGAUUGGUAACGCUACGAUCUUCAACUCGCCCAUUGCGUAUGGAUGCUCGUGGAACACAGAUCUUGUUCGAGAGAUGGCAGAGAUCGUCGCACAAGAAGCGAAAGCCCUUGGCGUCAACCAGCUCUUUGCUCCGGUUGUUGAUCUCGCCCGGGAGCUUCGAUUUGGUCGGGUCGAAGAGACCUUCUCCGAGGACCCUUUCCUCGCGGGUGAAAUUGGCCACAGUUUCGUCAAAGGCUUGCAGAGCAAGAAAGUGUCAGCCAUGGUUAAGCACUUUGCAGGCUUCAGUGCACCCGAGCAGGGACUUAAUACUGGACCAGUUCAUGGCGGAGAAAGAGAAUUGCGCACAACGUGGUUGCCCCCUUUCAAGCGAGCUAUCAUUGACGCUGGUGCUUGGUCCAUUAUGGCUGCAUAUCACUCCUACGACGGCAUCCCCGCCGUGUCGGACUACCACACUCUGACCGAAAUUCUGAGAGAAGAAUGGGGAUACGAAUACUUCGUAAUGACAGACGCAGGUGGAAGUGACAGAGUAUGCAACGCCUUCAAGCUUUGCGAGAGCAAUCCCAUCGACAUGGAGUCGGUUACCACGCAGCUGCUGAAUGCUGGAACCGAUGUAGAGAUGGGUGGCGGAUCAUUCAACUUCCAAAAGAUUCCCGAGCUUGUUAAGUCUGGCAACCUCGACAUCUCGGUCGUGGACACUGCUGUCUCGAGGUUGCUUCGGGUGAAGUUUGAGAUGGGUCUCUUUGAGAAUCCAUACCCUGCUGCGCCUGAGAAACAACGAAAUAAGCUUAUUCAUAGCCCUGAGGCGGUAAAGCUUGCACGACAAUUAGAUAAGGAGUCUAUUGUGCUGUUGGAGAACCAUGAUGAUAUCCUGCCUCUGAAGAAGUCCGGUGAUAUCGCAGUUAUCGGGCCGAUGGCUGAUGGGUUCAUGAACUACGGAGACUACGUCGUCUACAAGAGUCAAUAUCGAGGCAUCACACCCCUCGCGGGCAUCAAAGCCGCAGUCGGCGACAAAGCCCAAAUCCACUAUGCGCAAGGCUGCGAGCGCUGGAGCAACGACCAAUCCGGUUUCCAAGCAGCAAUCGAAGCAGCCAAGAAAUCCGACGUAGCAAUCGUCGUCGUCGGAACCUGGUCUCGCGAUCAAGGCGAGCUCUGGCAAGGACUAAACGCAACAACCGGCGAACACGUCGACACAGACACCCUCUCCCUCGUCGGCGCCCAAGGCCCGCUAAUAAAAGCCAUAGCCGAAACCGGCGUGCCCACAGUCGUCGUCCUCUCAAGCGGCAAACCCAUAACCGACACCUGGAUCUCAGACACAACAUCCGCCCUCGUACAACAGUUCUACCCCUCCGAACAAGGCGGCAACGCCCUCGCCGACAUCCUCUUCGGUGACUACAACCCUUCCGGUAAACUAUCCGUCAGUUUCCCCCGCUACGUCGGAGACCUCCCAAUUUUCUACGACUACCUGAACUCCGGCCGUUCCAUCGGUGAUUCAGGCACGGAAUAUGAAAACGGGACCCUCGUGUUCGGACACCAGUAUGCCCUCGGAAACCCGACGCCGUGGUAUCCGUUCGGCUACGGGAAGAGCUAUUCUACUUUUGAGUAUGGCGCUGUGAAGGUGGAUAAGAGUGUGAUUUCUGCGUCUGAUAAGACGGUUACCGUAACUGUUGAGAUUAGGAAUACGGCGACGAGGGAUGGGACGGAGGUUGUGCAGGUUUAUGUUCAGGAUGAGAUUGCUUCGGUUGUGGUGCCGAAUCGGCAGUUGAAGGGGUUCAAGAAGGUAUUGAUACCGGCGGGGGAGACGUGGGUUGUAAGGAUUGAGGUCAAAGUUGAGGAGCUGGGCGUUUGGAAUUCGAGGAUGAGAGUUCUUGAUGGUCGUGAUGUCCUCCUGGAUGUUCUCUGUGCAUUUGGCCGCGACUUAGACGUGCUAGAGGAUCUCGCCAAUCGCGGGCUGCCUUAG
This is a messenger RNA of Penicillium bovifimosum, 2352 nucleotides long. RefSeq lists its product as uncharacterized. The coding region runs from base 1 to 2352 and encodes 783 amino acids. Gene Ontology annotation, molecular function: beta-glucosidase activity. The transcript is spliced from 12 exons. Gene Ontology annotation, biological process: glucan catabolic process. Lineage: Eukaryota; Fungi; Ascomycota; Eurotiomycetes; Eurotiales; Aspergillaceae. The record is from RefSeq and is a predicted model, not a curated record.